Nicrophorus vespilloides is the source of this 1066-nucleotide messenger RNA. It is a transcript of the gene Spt3, whose product is annotated as transcription initiation protein SPT3 homolog. The record is from RefSeq and is a predicted model, not a curated record. Gene Ontology annotation, molecular function: transcription coactivator activity; protein heterodimerization activity. Bases 95 to 967 code for a protein of 290 amino acids. Lineage: Eukaryota; Metazoa; Arthropoda; Insecta; Coleoptera; Silphidae. The transcript has a single exon. Gene Ontology annotation, biological process: transcription by RNA polymerase II.
GAUGCAGUCAAAUGGUUUUUUAACAGUGUUUAGUAAUUCUCCAUAAGUAUUUGUGACCUAGUCUAUACCAGUUAAUCGCAGUUAAUAAGUAAGCAUGGAGCAAGUUACUUAUUUCAAUGAAAUAUCUUUGAUGAUGUUUGGCUUUGGUGACAGUCAUAAGCCAAAUACAGACACAGUGAAACUGGUUGAAAGUAUUACUCUAAAUCAAUUAAGACUAAUAAUUCAUGAAGCUGUUAAGUAUCAAGAGGGAAAUUCUUUAGGGGGUGAAGAAUUGGUGUUCCUUAUGAGGAAAAACAAGUAUAAGAUGAGGAGAUUUAUCAAAUACCUAUAUAAUAAAGAUGCAAAACAUAGAUUAUCCAAAGGACUUGUGGAUAUGUCAGGCACUUCCACGAAAAACACACUGAUAGAAUUUGUAGAGAAAAUUGAUGAGACUGGUGAAUUGACAGAUUUAACAGAAUAUGAUGAAGUUAAAAAUGAAAGAAUGAUUAGAGCUGAUAGAAUAUCAUUAUUUUUAGAUGAAGAAACAUACUUGAAAUUCUCUCAAGCCAGGUGCACCUCUUUCAGGAACAAAAAUAUGAGCAGUGCCAGGGAUUAUGAAAAAUUGAAGCAGUGGGUUGACCCAAGAAAUGAAUUGAAUUUCUCAAACUUGGCAUUGGAUGUACUGUCUUAUUAUGCAUACGAGACUGUUGCCCAAUUAACUGACUAUGCACUUCUUGUGAGAUUAGAUCACAAUAGGAAAGGGGAUCCAUUAAGCAACUUGCAAGGCACAUAUUUUUCUGCAACAAUGUUUAAUGGAGAACACAGAUUAACUAAAGAGAACAUAGAUUACAGCAAGGUUGGAAGUUGCCAACAACCAAUCACAGUUAAUGAAAUUAAGGAAGUAAUGCGCAGGAUAUGUUCUCCACAAGCAGGAAAAUUAAACUUCGGAAAGAAAUAUGUGGAAUCUCAUCAAAUAAUUGCUAUAUAAUAACCAUUUUAUUUUAUUUACUUUUUUUGCAUCUAUAGGUGAACCAGUCCUAGAGAACAUUUUAUAUUAUUUUUAACGUUAAUAAAUAUUAUAAAAAUC